Molecule: messenger RNA, 633 nt
Organism: Rotaria sp. Silwood2
Lineage: Eukaryota; Metazoa; Rotifera; Eurotatoria; Philodinida; Philodinidae
Source: the annotation of a GenBank genome assembly
AUGAUGUUUCCUGAUAUUGAAGCAUCAGCUAAAAAUUAUUCUGUUCAACGGUGUGCUGCCAAAGCAGCUGAUUUUGAUACAUUUGAGCUAGCUAAAUUUAUAGACGAACAAUUUUUUAUGCUAACUAUUAUUAAAAAAGAUGCUGAUGAUUCAUUGAUUCGCUCAGUUAAAUCCUGCCGUAUUGAUCUUCGAAGAUGGGGCGCUUGUUUCGAUUCUAAUUCGCAACGUCCCUACUUCAAAGAUUCAUAUUACUUAAUAAGUGAAGAUGCACAGCCAAAAUGGCAAAUACCUACAAUUGGGACAUCAAUUAUUCUUAUCUUUCAUGAUGAGAGUAUCUUCCGAAGUGGUGAGGUGUCAGCUAAUUGCUGGUUAUAUGGUAACCAGGCGCCAUUUUAUUCCGAAGGACGUGGCAGAUCUAAUAUGCUAUCAGAUUUUUUGGCUAUGCGUAAUUCAGGUUCAUUUUUUCAACUGAGCCUAACUGAAUAUGAAAAAGCAUUACAAAAAUAUUCAGAAUUAAAAGAUGAACAAGAUAUUGAUUAUAUAGAACAUUCUGCCACUGCAUCUAUGCACGUUGGUCCUGAUGCUUAUUUUGAUAAUUCAACAGUAUUAACACAAUUUGAGAGAUUAUUUUAA